Messenger RNA from Bombyx mandarina (wild silkworm), 1434 nucleotides. RefSeq names its product dynactin subunit 2 (gene DCTN2-p50). Lineage: Eukaryota; Metazoa; Arthropoda; Insecta; Lepidoptera; Bombycidae. Gene Ontology annotation, biological process: microtubule-based process. The record is from RefSeq and is a predicted model, not a curated record. Gene Ontology annotation, cellular component: dynactin complex.
AUCACAGACCAACAAAAUUUCUGAUUCAUAUUACGGAACAUUUAUUUAUUUAUUCUCAAACUGCCUAUAUUUUUUCAACAUUACAAUAUAUAAAAUGGCUGAUCCUAAAUAUGAAAAUCUGCCCGGCAUUGCCUAUGACCAACGCGAUGUUUAUGAAACUGAUGAUCUGCCGGAAGCCGAUCAGCCGGAGCCUUAUGAGGAGGAGGAGAACGAGUGUAUCGAACAAUUGCACUUAUCGGUCAAGGAUUCUUUCAAUAAAUUCAAAGGGAAGUUCCUUACUGGGCCUGUAGAUUUUUCAGAUAAAUUGAGCAGAAAAUCUCGAAUUGGUUACAGAGUUGGUGAAUGGGAGCUAGCAGCUGAAGGUGACCCGGAGACUCCACUACAAAGAUACAAUAGACUUAGAUGUGAGUUUUCUGAACUCCUCGAAGAUGUCACUGACCAACAAAACAAAGCUGGCGAUAGUGAAAAGGAAGAGUUCUCCAAGUUGGCCGUACAAAUCAACACAACGAAGAAACUUCUGGAAGAAUUGAAACUUGAAGAAGGAGAACAAAUUGACCCUAAGGCCGAGAAACUAAAGGAGUACCUGUCGUCGAACGGCAGGAAGAAGCAGGGUGAGCUGAUCACGGCGCAGCUGAAGUUGAAGCCUGAAAUAAGCCUCGCGCAGACCACAAGGGUUGCUCAACUCGAGCACAGAUUACACAAAUUAGAGCAGGCUGCCGGCGUGAGGGAUGAGGAGGCGUUCCGACGACUCCAAGCUGCCACUGGACAGGCGACGCUGGCGGGCGCGGCGUGUCGUCUGGCGGCGCAGGCGGGCGCGCUGCGGGCGGGCGAGGUGGCGGCGGCGGACGCGCGGGUGGGCGCGCUGCUGGCCAACGUGCACGCGCUCCGGGCCGCACUCACGCCCGCCGACCCGCAACUCGACGAGAAGGUUAACGAAUUGUACAAAUUGGUGAAGCAAAUUGAAGGCAUUUCACAUUCGGAAAUAAUUGAAAGGAUGGAAGCGCUAGAGGCUCUGCAUCAUCAAGCCAGUAACUUCGGGAAGUCGCUGACUGAGCUCGAGUCGCUGCAGAGCAGCAUCGCGGGCGGCGUCCACAAGAACCGGGAGCUCCUGCAGAGCGUCCAAGAAGUGUUCGCGCUGAACGUGAACAGCCUCAACAAGGAGAUACGGAAACUGGACGAGAGGAUCUCGAAAUUGGCGCAGGCUUCGUAACGAGACGGAGUUUUGUAAAUACCUUCUUACUUCACGCGAUAAUUACUGUGGACGCUGGAACCCUGCAACCACGCUCGCUUUGUUUCAACGCUGGAGCUAUUGCGGCUUGGCGUGCUACUGAACUCGACAACGAUCUGAAAUCAAGUCCUGAAGAUGAAGAGUCUGACGAGCUGAUCAGCAUUGACCCUCGUCUUGGAGUUUACGGUGACCGACCUUUAUAAAAC